Uncinocarpus reesii 1704 is the source of this 729-nucleotide messenger RNA. RefSeq lists its product as uncharacterized. Lineage: Eukaryota; Fungi; Ascomycota; Eurotiomycetes; Onygenales; Onygenaceae. The record is from RefSeq and is a predicted model, not a curated record. The coding region runs from base 1 to 729 and encodes 242 amino acids. The transcript is spliced from 2 exons.
AUGGCGAAACCGGCGUAUGAUGGCAAUGGCAAGCCGUUAUUUGUGAUUCCGUAUAUCCCUAUCCAGCGCGAACUCCCUGAAGGGAUUACCGGAGCUUCAAUUCCCAAAUUUUAUUAUCUCCUUCGAUUGUAUUACCUCCUUGACCAUCUGUGGAACGCCCAACUUGGUGCCCUGUAUCCCCGAAGCCCAGAAAACAUCGCACUUGCUCAUGCUUUCUGGACGGAGCAUGGUCCCCGAACAUGGGAAGGAAAACGUUUCGAGUUUUCAGAAAACUGGAUUACCGAUAGUAUUUUGAGAAUGAAGAAAGAUUUAGAAGAGGAGCUUCGCAUAUCUAGGCUGCGCGAGUUAGUUAUUGCGAAGCGAAAGGAAAAGGCUGCCGCUACCAUCAUACCCUGGCAAUCGAAACUGGAGGCCAGAUUCCUAAAAAACUCAAGGGGAAUUGAGCCAGAAACCGCGCCAGCAAUCCAUUGUCGUGUGCCUCGAAGUUGCAACACCCAAUCAAGACCGGACGACAGCGCAAGAACUGUGACAUUGACCGAAAACAAAGUAACGCCGGCUGUGGCCCAGGAGAAAGAGGCAGCAAUCGUGGUUGAUAAGCGCAACAAAAGGGUGCGGAAAGUUAGUUUGCCAGCAACGGCCCCAAGAAGGUCGAAGAGGGUUUGUGCCCAACAACCCAAGGGUCGUCCCAAACAACCCAGUAGAGUGGAACGACUGAAGGUUCGAAGAUAG